Molecule: messenger RNA, 1056 nt
Organism: Talaromyces amestolkiae
Lineage: Eukaryota; Fungi; Ascomycota; Eurotiomycetes; Eurotiales; Trichocomaceae
Exons: 1
Coding region: 1-1056 (351 amino acids)
Source: RefSeq, a predicted model, not a curated record
AUGUCAAUACAGCCUACUCUGAGGCGUGUCGCGAGAGCAAGUAAUGCGCAUAAUCAUACAGUUCACACCGCUUUUGCAAAUCCUCAUUCUCAAACAUUUCAACUACACGAUGGCCGCGUGUUAGGGUUUGCCGAGUACGGCAACCCAAAUGGCAGGCCAUUACUCUAUUUUCAUGGCUUUCCAUCAUCACGCAUCGAAGCAGAACCUGCAGAUGACAUGGCUCGACGCUGUGGCAUAAGGAUUCUAGCGCUAGACAGGCCAGGAUUCGGUCUGUCCACGCCCCAGCCAGGCCGUAAGAUUGUGGAUUGGCCUAAUGACGUUCGCGACUUUGCGACAGGCAUGGGUCUGGAUCGAUUUGCGGUCAUGGGCCUUUCUGGUGGUGGACCUUUUGCGCUUGCUUGUGCUCAUGCAUUGCCGAAGGAUAUGGUUGCUGGUGUUGGCUUGUUUGCGAGUGGAGGACCCUGGGCGGCUGGAACGCAUCAUAUGUCGCUGAUGCGGAGGAUGAUGCGUGCUCUGGCUGUAUACUGGCCAUAUGGGCUUGGAUUACUGCUCAAUGUGCUGGUUCGUGGAUUUCGAGCAGUAGCUACCUCAGGCCCAAUCGUGAGGCGAGUUGAUGCAUGGUUAGAAGCACAAGAUAAGAAAAAGAAGGAGAAGGAGCAAGAAAGCGCAGCGUCUAUCGAGAAUGACACCUCUAUUGCAAAUCCGAAAAAGACCCCUGCAGAGCGCAGAAAAUACUUACUGGACGUUUUGAUAAACGAACCAUUUGUACAAGGCGCUAGCGCAACUGUCCUGGAAGCCGAUUUACUGUCAUCUCCAGACUGGGGAUUCAAGUUCGAGGACGUCGACUUUGAUCCUGUACGGAUCUGGCAUGGGUCUAAAGAUGGAAAUUCGCCCAUAGCGGCGAUAAAGUAUCUGGCUCAGAGGCUACCUCAUGGUGUUUUGACCGAAUAUGAGAACGACACGCAUUAUACGAUGUUUUCGCACCUGGAAGAAGCGUUGACAGAGCUUGCAAGGGAUUAUGAUGCCCAUGCUUCUGAUAUAUCGUCAACAUCUUGA